AUGAUAAAGGCUAGGGAGUUGAUUUACCCGUUGCUUAAAAGGCGAAUAGGCAAUGGUCAAAGUACUCGAUUUUGGUUUGAUAACUGGACUCCUCUUGGGAAGCUAUACACGGCUCUAGAUGCAGGAACUUCCCGACUAGGCAUACCGAAGAUGGCAACUGUUGCGUCUCUCUUCACUUCAGGAUCCUGGAAUUUGUCGUUCGCUAGGACUGAUGCUCAGCUUGCUCUGCAGAUUAAUUUAACAACGGUAACUCUUUCAGAUCAGGAGGAUCAAUAUGAAUGGAUGAUAGAGGGAAAAACAAGGAUGAGAUAUAAGACAGGUGAGAUGUAUGAUUACCUGAAAGGUGUUCAACAAAUGGUACCAUGGGCUAGAGUAAUCUGGAUCUCCUAUGGAAUCCCGAGGCAUAGCUUCCUCUCUUGGUUAGUCAUGCUGGAUCGUUGCCCUACAGGAGAUCGACUCAAUAGAUGGGGAUUAAAUGUGGAUCCUCUCUGCUUACUAUGUAAUACUCAUCCAGAGUCUAGGAAUCACCUGUUUUUUGAGUGUGGAUUUAGCGCCGAUGUUUGGAGAAAGAUAGCUCAUCGUUGUCAGCUCCAACCUCUCACCGUGUGGGGAGAUAUUAUCCUUCAACUUCAAAGACUACUGAGAGAUCGAGACUCUCGCCGACUAACUCUACUGGCGUUUCAAGCUUCCGUUUACUGGAUCUGGACUGAGCGUAACACAAGACUGCACCAACAACUCUUCAAAACUCCGGAGACUGUCUUCUCAAUGAUAGACAAGCAGAUUAGGAACAGACUGCAGAGCUUUCGACAUGCAAAUCCAAGGGCAUCAUCGGCGAUGACUCAACUGUGGUUUCUCCACUCGUGA
Messenger RNA from Brassica napus (rape), 864 nucleotides. RefSeq lists its product as uncharacterized. NCBI's taxonomy places the organism in Eukaryota, Viridiplantae, Streptophyta, Magnoliopsida, Brassicales, Brassicaceae. Bases 1 to 864 code for a protein of 287 amino acids. The record is from RefSeq and is a predicted model, not a curated record. The transcript has a single exon.